AUGUGUCUGGAUGGUCUGGGUCAAUCGCUUUCACACAGGUACACCCGCCUGGGAAAGAUUGUGGACAUCCACGAAGCCAUCUCCGCUCAUAGACGCGCGGUCUCGUUAACGGCUGCCGGCCAAACAGAAAGGCCAGCUCGUCUCACUCACCUUGGUAACGCAUGCCUCCUUCGAUUCGAGAGACUAGGAGAGCUUCCCGAUAUCGACGAAGCUAUAUCAGCUCAGCAGGAGGCCGCAUCCCUUUCACUCACUCCUGAAAGGCAUGAGAAUAGGCCUAGUUUGCUCAAUAGCCUCGGUGGUUUACUUCUUCGACGGUUUGAGCGUCUGCACAACAUGCCGGAUAUCCAGGAAUCCAUCAGGAUUCGAACGCAGGCUGUGGAGCUUACUCCUGCAACACACGCUGACCUCCCCCGGUAUCUUACCAAUCUCGCUGGAUCGUAUAUUCUGCGAUACGAACGAUCAGGCAGUCAAGUAGACGUUACCAAAGCAAUCUCUCUUAUGCGAGAGGCCAUCUCGAGCACCCCGGACGACAGCGAUUCUCGACCUCGCCGUCUCUUCAAUCUUGGAGGUGCACUUUUCCGUCGGUUCGAGCUGGCGGGCAACGUUAGCGAUAUCAAUGAAGCAAUCGAGCUUCAACAGAACUCUGCUGCGCUCAUUCACGACGAACAUCCGGAGAAGCCAAAAUGUCUCAAUAAUCUAGCCAACUCUUUCUUUGCACGAUUCAAACAUUCAAACAAUGUUGCCGAUAUUGAUGAGAGCAUCACUGCCCUGCAGAGAGCUGUGAAACUUACGCCGGAUGACCAUAUAGACAAGGCUCGACGGCUCGGUAAUCUUGGAGGAUCAUUUCUCGGUCGAUUCGAUAAUCUGGGUAACACUUCUGAUAUUGACGAAGCCAUCUCUGUACUUCGUGAAGCUCUUGCGUUGACUCCAGAUGGUCAUGCAGAUAAGCCCGGCCGUCUCAGCAACCUUGGAUUGGCGUACUUUCGUCAAUACAGACAGUCCAACAGCGUAGUUGAUAUAGACGAGUCUAUCACACUGCGCAGACAAGCGGUAGACCUCACACCCGAUGGUCAUGCUCUCAAGCAUGUAUACCUGACGAAUGUCGGAAAUUCAUUGCAUGGCCGGUUCAUGCAAUCAGGUAACAUCCCUGACAUCGACGAAUCUAUAGCUGCCCAUCAAAAGGCGGUUCAACUCAUCCCGGAACAUCACGCAGUAAGACCUGCAUAUCUCAACAAUCUCGGAAAGUCGCAUUGUGCCCGAUUCGAGCAUCUGGCGCAGCCGCCCGACAUCGAAAAGGCCAUUUUCUGCCAGAAGGAAGCCUCCUUUUCUGGACCUCCGGCAUUAUCUUUCUACUGUGCUAACAGGUGGGCGCGUUGUUCGCUGCUGAAAUGCGGAACACCGUCAUUAGAUGCUCAUGCAACUGCCAUUGGAUUACUACCGCGCAUGAUUUGGGUGGGAAAAGAUGUGUCUCAUCGGUACGAAGACAUUCUCUCCAUCGGAGAUGCGGUGAAUGCGGCGGCAGCAGCAGCUAUAGCAUUGCAGCAGUUUGAUCUCGCCAUGGAAUGGCUGGAGCAGGGACGCUCAGUCGUCUGGGGACAGAUUCUCCAACUACGUGCUCCGAUGGAUGACCUGAGAGCCUCCGGACACGAUAUAUUUGCCGACGAGUUGGAGCAAGUCUCACGAGAGCUAGAGACGGCGGGCACCGCUUCUGACUCCGGUAAACCGAGAUCGACACUCGAAGACGACGCUCAGCAACAUCGGAGGUUAGCAGCGAGAUACGAAGAGCUCCUCGUGAAAAUCCGUCAGAUUGAAGGCUUCGAGCAGUUCCUUCAACCCAAGAAACUCUCUGACCUACUUGGUGCAACAGCUACAGGGCCGGUGGCAGUCAUCAAUGUCCAUAAAAGUCGAUGCGACGCUCUUAUCCUUCGUGAUUCAACUCUACCAGUCCUCCAGGUUCACCUCUCAACCUUUACUUAUGAAGCUGCUACUAAGCUAAGGGAAACAAUCAUCAAGUGUCUGGAGGAGUCAGAUGUCCGCGAACGUGAUGCUCGCGCCCUGAGACGGCGCAGGAAUGUUGCAACGGUCCAAACACGGAUGCAGAAAAUUUUGGAAACUUUGUGGACCGAGGUCGUGAAGCCUAUCCUUUCUGCUCUUGGCUAUGCGGAGAUGCGAUCACCCCCCGAUCCUCUUCCACAUAUCACCUGGUGUGGCACAGGCCCACUAGCGUUUCUACCCAUUCAUGCUGCAGGCCUAUAUGCCACACCGGAUCAGCCAAGAAUCUUUCAAUACGUGGUUUCCUCGUAUACCACAACAUUGACCGCUCUGGUGGAAUCAUCCAAGAAACCGCGUCAAUCGUCACCACGGAUCCUCGCCGUAUCGCAACCAGAUACGCCAGGUUAUACCGCACUGCGGGGAACGGUCACCGAGGUGGAAGCAAUCAAAACUUGUAUCGGGGACAAAAUGCAGUGCGACUGGGUUAAUCGGGACGAAGCUACAGUCGACGCCGUCCUCAAAGGGAUGCACGAAUGCAGUUGGGUCCACUUCGCUUGCUAUGGCGUCCAAGAUCCAAAAGAUCCCAUGAAUAGCGCCUUCGCUCUGUAUGAUGGUCGGCUCGACCUCAAGACAAUUAUGACCAUGUCUCUCAAGUUUGCCGAGAUAGCCUUCCUUUCUGCCUGCCAAACUGCUACAGGAGACGAGGGCAGGCCCGAAGAAGCGGUGCACCUUGCUGCCGGGAUGCUCAUGGCAGGGUAUCGAACCGUAUUUGCGACGAUGUGGUCGAUAGGAGAUAGAGACGCACCUGUGGUUGCGAAAGAGGUCUAUACCCAUUUAUUGAACGACACAGACCCAGAUGGACAGAGGAAAGAGGCGUAUGCGCUUCACCACGCGGUGGAGCGGCUUCGACAGGAGGUUGGCGAGAAUGCUUUCAUGAGGUGGAUGCCAUUUAUCCACUUCGGUAGUUGA
Molecule: messenger RNA, 2961 nt
Organism: Stereum hirsutum FP-91666 SS1
Lineage: Eukaryota; Fungi; Basidiomycota; Agaricomycetes; Russulales; Stereaceae
Product: TPR-like protein
Exons: 3
Coding region: 1-2961 (986 amino acids)
Molecular function (GO): protein binding
Source: RefSeq, a predicted model, not a curated record